Cyprinodon tularosa is the source of this 1455-nucleotide messenger RNA. RefSeq lists its product as uncharacterized. Gene Ontology annotation, biological process: interleukin-15-mediated signaling pathway; positive regulation of ERK1 and ERK2 cascade; T cell activation. The transcript has 9 exons. Gene Ontology annotation, molecular function: MHC class II protein binding; protein tyrosine kinase binding. Lineage: Eukaryota; Metazoa; Chordata; Actinopteri; Cyprinodontiformes; Cyprinodontidae. Bases 162 to 1109 code for a protein of 315 amino acids. Gene Ontology annotation, cellular component: external side of plasma membrane; membrane raft. The record is from RefSeq and is a predicted model, not a curated record.
GUCUUUCAUCCUCAGUUAAAACAAAGAGAUGUUUUUACCAAAUAAAGCAUCAAGUCGCCCAUCAGUCAGAGUGAGGAAGUGGUGAGUCUCAGGAAGUAGAAGCUACUUGUGUGUUCAGGAGGCAGUCAGACAGUUCUGAGGGUGAGAGCAACAGACGCACGAUGGCUCAACUCAGAUGGAUUCAAGGGUUUUUAUUAAUGAUCCUGCAGCUCACAGUCGCUGCAGAUCAAACCUCUGUUUCAAAGAGAGCUGGAGAUGAAGUCACAUUGAAAUGUUCAACAGGGAUCGAUGGUCAACAGAAGUGUAGCAGCACUACAUGGAUCUUAGUUGAUUCAGGAAACAGAGCAUCAGUAGAGCUGGUUGAACUCGGUCAGAUUAAUAAUGACAUCACUAAAGCAGACAGACUGAGUCUAACAGCAGACUGUUCUCUGGUUAUAAAGAAGGUCAGAGAAAAAGAUGCUGGACGUUAUUACUGUCAACAAUGGGAAGGAGAGAAGAAGGAAAGAUACACUAAAGUUCAUGAGUCUAUUUUAGAUCUGUCUGUUCUUAACGAAACAUCAGAAGAAAAAGUUCAACCAACGAACAAACCUGGAAACACAAACUCAAAGACAACCAGACCAGAAACAGAAAAUGAUUCAACAACCUUUCAAGCCACCACUGGAAACAAGGACCCAAAGCAAACAGUUGAGAGCAAAAUAACUUCUGUCACAACUACAGAUCGAGGUGGGAAGGCUCAAACAACAAAGAAACCUGGAAGCAAACAAUCUACAACAAUCCAAGCAGGAACAGUCAAUACUCCACCAACUUUUCAACAAACUCCUGGAAUCACUGCUGGAGUCUUGGUUCCUCUCAUUUUCUUAAUAUCUGCUAUGGUGAUCAUCAGACUGAGAAUAAAGGGAAAGAAAAUAGAAACCAGUGAAAAUGCUGUUGACCUUGGAGGUGAUGUUUCCUAUGCCACCAUCACACAUCCAAAGAAAAAGAAAAGAAAAACCAAGGUUGGUGGAGAUCCUGAUGCUGUGACCUACAGCACAGUGAGAGCCUGUUCCUCUUCUGCUGCAGCCUCUGGUGAUCCCAACAACCUCUACAGUGUCAUAGCCUUCAAUAACUGAAACAGCAAAGCAGACCUGCCCUCUAGUGGUAACAUGGAAGUUUAGUCAAAGCACAGUAUACAUCUUUUCUUGCCAUAUUAGCUCUGUGUUAAAUGAAGAAGAAAAAAAAUUUGUAAAAAUUUUGACCUUUUAUGUUUGAUAUUUUAUAUGAUAUUACACAGAUGGAUUCUGGGUUACAUUGUAAUCAUCAUCAAAAAUCUUUUAAAUGGUUGUUAUAGAGCAGAGCAACAAAAUGCAGUGACAGCAGUUUGUAAUAAGCAUAACCACAAAUACAACUUUUCAGUCUCAGUCAUAGUCUUUAUCAUAUAGACUUUGUAAAAACAACAACCUAAUCAGGUCUGCUUUU